AUGUUUGUGCCAAGACUUGAAUACAAUGAUGAUAUGUACCAAGAUGGUGAAGACAGGGGAAGAUUCUUUCGGUUUGUUUACAAUUCUUUGUUGUUGCAUGAGGCUCCGGUUCUAGAAAGUAUGUGUUUAAAACUUGGUCAGAAGAUUGGUGCUAUAGAUAUUGGAGUAUGUGUUGGACCUGCUGUUAAUCGCAGAGCGCGUGAGCUGAUUAUCGAGAUUGAUGCUUCGAUUACUGAAAUUCCAGUUACGCUUCCAAGGAGUCUGUAUACAGACUGUAGAAUGCUUGUGAGUUUGGUGCUAAACAAUGCGGUUAUCGUGGAUUCUCGUACCCCGAUUUCUUUCCCAUCCCUCAAAACUCUGAAACUUACAUCGAUGAAGUACCCUGGAGAUGACUUUUUCUACAAGAUUUUAUCUAGUUGUCCUGUUCUUGAAGACUUGUUUGUUGAAAAAUGCAUUGAUGAUAAUGUAGCCUUUUUGGUAGUUAGAGUUUCUUCUUUAAAGGUUUUAUCCUUGCUUACAUCAUCGGGCUUUAGCGUUUUAGGGUAUGUCAACUAA
Camelina sativa (false flax) is the source of this 555-nucleotide messenger RNA. NCBI's taxonomy places the organism in Eukaryota, Viridiplantae, Streptophyta, Magnoliopsida, Brassicales, Brassicaceae. The record is from RefSeq and is a predicted model, not a curated record.